GCCAUCCCGAGCGCUAGACCUCUAACUUUGCCUUCUUGUUUCGCAUUGCACCUAUAUACUCUCACUUACCCCGUCAUUUUCAGUACUCGUACCCCCCAAAACCAAAUUUCUCCUUUAAGCCUCGCAUCCAUUCAUCUUCCAUAUUUGCAAUUAUUCUAAUGACUUUGUUAUCAGAAUGGAGACUCCAGAUCCCGGCUGUAUGCUCGAUUUCAGAGCCAAAUCAUGCCAGAACAAAUGGACAGAGGAGCAAAGGCAAACUCUCUGCUGUCUGUACCGAUUCUUCAGUGGCCGGCCUAGGGAAAUCGCUAAGGUGUUCAGUGUUAUGUUUGAGAGAGAUCUUAACAACUGUGGUCUCACGACAGGCAUGCAAUUCAGUAAGAUGAACGCCCAAUGGUUCGACAUGAGACGAAAGAAGCACUCAAUUUGGCUCGAAGUACAUGUCCAGAGCCCCUUCUCAAAAGAAGGAAGAUGGGCUUCAGUCAUCAAAAGAAUAAGACAGACUGUGCAGCACUCAGGGGCUGUACUCAAUGAGAGAGAAGCGGAUCUUGACGUCCCAGGGUUCGUUGCUCUAAGUGAUCGAAAAGUGCCUCUCCAAGUCGUUGACAGCUCCACCGGUGCGACUACUGCCAAUGGACAAGCAGAAUCACCCGCCGAUAUCACUUCACCUAGUUCGGACACAGCUCCAACCAGUCUGUCAGAAGCUCCAACACAGCUGAAUUUACGGCAGCCGAGUUUAUCGAAGCCGCUUACAUGCUCAAGAGAGAAUUUCAUUUCGGCAGCAGUUGAAUCUAUUUGUACUGCGGGUGGGAAGAAAUGUUUAUGGUGUCACCAAGAAGGCCCUGAGCUAGUACUUGCACAGGUACGAACGAAAGUAGCGGAACGACUAGCUCUUCCUGGAGUAAAGAAACCAGCGGAAACUGUUUUGCAGCAAGCGCCACUUCUUUUUCGAUGGUGGAACGUUAAUUCUCAAGGAGUUAACAGCAAACCAAUGCUGAUCUCUGGCCUCUUCUCGAUGAAUGGAGCUGAGCUCUUACACCCAACACAUUUCUCACAAGAAAAAUUUGACUCGAUGUUUAAAGGCCAUGUUGGCAAAGCACAUGUCCCAAGUCCGUUUAUUUCCGCGUUUGGAACACCACUUGCACCAAUACACAGGGGGAUACACAACGAGCGGGGGGCAACAAUGAGCAUAAUUGAGACUUUAAGACUCGAGACCGAAGUAUUCUCUGCUGAACAGCUGGUGCGAGAAACCAACUUCCAGUGGCCAAGAUACCGCGGCCUAAAUGAAUAUCUCAUUUGGGGGAAGGUACCACCGGCAGCAAUAAUCUGUACGGUCGAGAUUCAAGAUCUUCAAAAAAUAGCAGAUGAACAUCUGGAUGUAGGAGAUAUCUUGCAACUUGAUGUGCUUAAAAGUUACCGAAUGUGCGGGAAACCCUUAAAAAGAGCCCUCAAAAAGGGUCCUGGGAAACUAGACCAGAAGUGUGGCUUCUCAAUCGGGAAGUUGCUUGGUAUCGUGGGCGUGCCAGAACAACACAUUGGAAAUGUGGCAAGCAGCAUUGCGCGGUCUUGGAUGUUUCAGCAGGGUUCCAGGGAUGACUUCAUGGGGGGUGUCCACCACGGCUAUUUGCAGUUUUCACCUUCUGUGUCUCAGCAUCCAAAGAACAUUGUCUCAAACUUUAUAGAGAUUAAUGAUAAUGAGGAAGGAGAAAGGUCCUCGGCUGUUGAUUCACCUUGCCCAUCUCGCUCUGUUCAACACAUGCAGCCAACAUCACCCGAAUCUGGACCAUUAUCAAGCCGAUCUGAAAUUCCGAGAUAUGUGAAACUUAUCAAUCCUAACACAAGGGCGUGGUCAGUUGUCUCCAAGACUAAUACCAGACUUUCCGCGGACAAUUUCCCCCAGCAUGAUUUCGUUGGCCUUGUUAGUGACGGUGAAAGUGACCUAGAGGAAGAUGACGGAAAUGAACCAGACGAAGAGGGGGAGGAUGAUGUUGCAAUCGGCCGCCCAAAUACUGUUGCAGACACAUUCCCGGAGGAUCAAUUCGGCGCUGAGAGGGCCCGCGUGAGGCAGAUUCUGGCACAGAACUCAGAAGCGUCCAUUGGGAUGAUGAUUUGACAAUUUCACUUGUAUCUCAUGCCCCUCUGUGCAUUAAAAAUUUCGGGUGAUACACAACGUGUUAUAUUUCGGUAGGACUGCCAGUUCUUCGGCUCACCCUUGACUAUUAUUGUCUGUUGAAGUGGGGUAAAUGGUAAGGGGUUACAAGUCUGAGGUGGAGAGGUUGAAAGUGCUGUGGCAUACGCGACUUCAAAGUGUCGUUUGUUACUGGUGUUAGGUUGGCAUAAGCCGGCAGGCUGUUUUCAGAACCCAUAUCAGAUCUGUCGGUCAAUGGAGAGAGCAGGGACUGUUUGGCCAGCGGCCAAUCCAGUGUAGCACAAGGCCAGUGUAUUGGAUAAAGAUCAAGCAGGGGGAAGGCAAUAUGUGGAGGUAGGAGACAUCCAUGAAAAGAAAAAGAACAAAACCAACAGUCAUUUCCAGACCGUUCCAUACGUAAAUUCCAGAUUCUGUUGUACGAGGCUUUCUAUUAUCACAGGGCUUGAAUAUCAAUUUUUUUUGUUCCUUUAAAUUUGGGAUAUCUUUCUUUAAAGGGGUAACACCUGGGAUAUAAAAAAAUCGUUAAAAAAACAAUCCCAACCCCGUCAAAGAAAUUUUGCCUUAUACCAUCCAGUCAUUGCCCGCUGCCGCAGUUAGCCUGAUUUUUUCUCCCUCAAAGGCCCAUUGCACCCGUCUUCCUUUUUCAUCAUCGACAUUUAGAACUUGCUGAAUGCCUUGACGGCCUUGCCGGUACGGGGCAAGACACGGAGGACGUUGAAUCGGACCUAAAAUAACGCAAGAAUUGUCAGCGGCAAAUCCGGAGAUUGUGGUUUUUUCUUUUGAACGAUUUUAUUUCCUCCUCUUCUUUCAACCAUCUUCAACAACUCAGACCAGGAUAGGAUGUCCACAUACAGUCUUGCUCAGAGGGCGGCACUGGCCGACGGUGACCCAGUCACCUUCCUCAACACGGAAAGCAGGGGAAACGUGAGCGGCGACGUUCUUGUGCCUCUUCUCGUAACGGUUGUACUUGGGGACGUAGUGGAGGUAUUCACGGCGGAUGAUGAUGGUACGGUGCAUCUUGGUAGAGACAACACGGCCAGUGAGGAUACGGCCACGGAUAGAGACUUGACCGGUGAAGGGGCACUUCUUGUC
Molecule: messenger RNA, 3238 nt
Organism: Monascus purpureus
Lineage: Eukaryota; Fungi; Ascomycota; Eurotiomycetes; Eurotiales; Aspergillaceae
Source: the annotation of a GenBank genome assembly